Molecule: messenger RNA, 5949 nt
Organism: Oncorhynchus gorbuscha (pink salmon)
Lineage: Eukaryota; Metazoa; Chordata; Actinopteri; Salmoniformes; Salmonidae
Product: solute carrier family 41 member 1-like
Exons: 11
Coding region: 970-2622 (550 amino acids)
Biological process (GO): monoatomic cation transport
Cellular component (GO): plasma membrane
Molecular function (GO): monoatomic cation transmembrane transporter activity
Source: RefSeq, a predicted model, not a curated record
UAUAUGCGCAUGUAGCGGCUCGCGGUGUUCUAAAUGGGACAAUGUGACGGGUCGGAAGUGACAGCCUUAAUCGUGUGGGGUUAACGAUUAAGCCAGGUACGGACGGUUACCGUUACCAGGCAUGCAUACCGGCACCCACGUAUCAGGCUGCAGCACACAUUAUAACGGAGUGCAGGAUAUGAGACAACAGUUUUGAGGCGUUCAGCAGUGCGCUCUGUUCAGCGUCUGUUCACUCGUCUCCUCUGUGGACUUCUGCGUUUUAGGUAAACAGCAGCCAGAGCGCUGAGGGGAAGUGUUCUCCUGUAGGGCUGCUCCGUAACUAUAUCCUUGUGCUGCAGACCUUUAAAUACUCCUCAUAAAAUAGCCACUUGGUGAAAGGUGAGACCAUCCCAGCCCAGGACACGGUCUGGAGCGAGCUAGUCUGAAAGCACCGUCAGAGCGCGUGCAGGACUGACCUGCGCUCUUGGAUGACUUUCUGAAAAGAACUUCAGGCUACUAGCUGGACCUGCAAUACUUCAUGUACUUUUUCAAGCCAACUUUUCAAGACUUUUUGGUUACCAGUCGUUGUUGACCAGAUAAACAUUGGUUUGUUUGUUUUUGCUCUCUUUGAAAAAUAUAUAAUUGUUUCAUUCUUCUAUACAUCUGCCUACGGUGCUUACGCAGUGAAUGGAGGACAUACUCCAGCUUCUCCCGAAGCACCGGCAAAUUCUCACACACGCCUGGGGGAGAGCAGCUACUCACACCUGCCUUUGCAGGAGCUUAGUUGAGCUUUCAAAACGUUUUUUACCACUUCAUUUUGCGUUCAUGACCACAGCUGAGUGCCACUCACCAGCAUUCUUUAAUGGGAUAAAUUCACUUGCGAGAUCAGGUUAUUAAAAACCGAUCAAGGGGAAUCUAAACCAACCAUCCCACACCUUUUGGCCAUAGCCUAUAUUUGUAAUUCAGUCUACUGUCCCCAAAAGCUUCCGCAUGGUACUUUGGUCGAAAGAGCAAGACCAACCGCCGGACACCGACAUGUCAUCCGGGGCGAUAGAAAUGAAGAGAGUGGUACCACCAGUGUACCUCCACUCCAACGGCUCUGUUCACCCGGCCAUCCUCACCGAUGACCCCGAGGAGAUGAGACCGGAGGAGAUGAGACCGGAGGAGAGGGGCGAGUAUGAGCUCACAGAAGUGACAUCCUUCACAGACAGGUCUGGGGAACCGGGAGAUGAAGGCCGGGAGAUAGUGGUGAUAGACUGCAGGGCGAAUGCCAAGGGCCAGCGCGAGGAGGACGCUCUCCUGGAGAAUGGCAGCCAGAGCAACGAGAGCGACGACAUAAGCACUGACCAGAGCCCAGAGCCACCAGCGCCGUUAAAAGAGACGUCCUUCUCCAUCGGCCUCCAGGUGGUCUUGCCAUUCCUGCUGGCCGGGUUCGGGACGGUGGCGGCGGGCAUGGUGCUGGAUAUUGUUCAGCACUGGACGGUGUUUACAGAGGUGACAGAGGUCUUCAUCCUGGUCCCAGCGCUGCUGGGGUUAAAGGGCAACCUGGAGAUGACACUGGCUUCCAGACUGUCCACAGCGGCUAAUAUUGGUCAGAUGGACUCAGCCAAGGACAUGUGGAAGAUGAUCGUUGGAAACCUCGCCCUCAUCCAGGUCCAGGCCACGGUAGUAGGGUUCCUGGCGUCCAUCGCCGCGGUGAUCUUUGGCUGGAUCCCAGAAGGGAACUUUAGACUGGGACAUGCUAUCCUGUUGUGUGCCUCCAGUGUGGCAACCGCAUUCAUCGCUUCUCUGAUACUAGGGAUCAUUAUGAUUGGUGUAAUCAUCGCAUCCAGGAAGGUGGGCAUCAACCCUGACAAUGUGGCCACGCCCAUCGCUGCCAGUCUGGGAGAUCUGAUCACCCUCUCACUGCUGGCUGGCAUCAGCACAGGACUGUACAAGGAGCUGGAGUUUAACGACUAUGCCAACCCGUUGGUGUGUGCUGUGUUUGUGGCGCUGACCCCUCUGUGGGUGCUGAUCGCUCGGAGGAUCCCCUCCACCAGAGAGGUGCUCUACUCAGGCUGGGAACCUGUCAUCAUUGCCAUGGCAAUCAGCAGUGUUGGGGGUCUGAUCCUAGAUAAGACUGUGUCCAACCCCAACUUCGCUGGCAUGGCUGUCUUUACUCCUGUUAUCAACGGUGUGGGAGGUAACCUGGUAGCGGUGCAGGCCAGUAGAAUCUCCACCUAUCUGCACAUGAAUGGUAUCCCCAUGGGAGACCCUGACCCCAACCCCAGGAAAUGCCCCACCCCCUGCACUUCCUUCUUUGGUUCCAAUGUGAACUCUCGUUCAGCACGGGUGCUCUUCCUCCUGGUUGCUCCAGGUCACCUGGUCUUCCUCUACACCAUCAACUCCAUGCAGGGAGGACACACCACGCUAACAUCCAUCUUCAUAGCCUUCUACAUGGCUGCUGCAUUACUGCAGGUGUUGAUCCUGUUGUACCUGGCUGACUGGAUGGUCCACUGGAUGUGGAGUAGGGGGAUGAACCCUGAUAACUUCUCUAUUCCUUACUUGACGGCCCUGGGAGAUCUGCUGGGGACCGGCUUCCUGGCCCUCUGCUUCCAUGUCCUCUGGCUCAUUGGAGACAGAGACACUGACGUGGGAGACUGAACACACACCUGGACAGCAUACAUACAUAGCAUCAAUUCGGGCCCACCGGAAACAACCUGAACAACUGAACUGUACAGUAUCUCCCUCUGGACAUCGGAACAACUGAAUCACUUUCAGACCCAGACCUCAACCCUAACCCCUUGACCUCCAAUCUCCCCCCAAACCCCUCCCCCUGGGUCACAGACUAUGCCAUUUGUUCUUUAUUUGACUAAAUAAGAGUUUUACUACUAUUGUUUCUAUUGUUAUUAUGAUGACGAUGAUCAUGAUUAUUAUUGUUAAUAUUGAAUUUGAUAAGAAUCUAUAUCUGUUUUACCAUUGGGUGGGUGAAUCCUCAUUAUUUUCAAUGGGGACAUUCUCCCUUGGGCCAGUCACAUUGGCAGCAUUUGUAAAGAUGAGCUCAAUCUUAAAGACUUGAAAUGAAGACAGACAGACAGCAAAAAAAAACUCACACAAGCAUAGAAUGCUUAAUCACCAAGUGCUAUACGUAUAAAGAGAUGAAUACAUUUUUAAGGGACCCUUCCAAUUUGCCUUGCCUUGAGAGUAGUGAUUCAGUGAGGGCAGCUCCACAGGGGCCCGGACCAGAAUGUAGAGACCUGAAUCCGCUUAGGUAACAACCCCCCAACCCUGUUAAAGGAUGACUGAACACUAACCUGAAAAGAAACAGGAAGAUUUAAGUUGCCCUUAAGCACAGAUCUAGAAUCAGUUUACCCUCUCCAAAUCCUAACCUUAACCAUUGGGGAGGGAUGAAAACAUAACUGACCCUGUAUCAGUGGUAAGAGGCAACCUCAACCUAGUCCAUGGACAUAGGUCCUGCCAGAUGGUACAGUCAGGUGCUACAUUAUGUUUCAUAGGUCACCACGGAGGUGCCAGAUCGUACUGUCAGGUACCACAUUAUGUUUCAUAGGUCACCAAGGAAGUGCCAGAUUGUACGGACAGGUGCCACAUUAUGUUUCAUAGGUCACCAAGGAGGUGCCAGAUCGUACGGUCAGGUGCCACAUUAUGCUUCAUAGGUCACCAAGAAGGUGCCAGAUCAUACGGUCAGGUGCCACAUUAUGUUUCAUAGGUCACCAAGGAAGUGCCAGAUCAUACGGUCAGGUGCCACAUUAUGUUUCAUAGGUCACCAAGGAGGUGCCAGAUCAUACGGUCAGGUGCCACAUUAUGUUUCAUAGAUCACCACCAAGGAGGUGCCAGACCGUACAGUCAGGUGCAACAUUAUGUUUCACACUCAGUUGGAGGGUUGUUUUUUAAAAUGAAAGUCAACCCCAAUUCUUGCCAACCAUGUCCUUAGUGGUCCUUGAGGCCUCAAUGCUCAAUAGCAAGGUUUCAACACCUCCUUGUUGUCCCCUGAAUCCUCCUAAAGGGCUACGAUUGUGACAUUUCUUUAAUUACAUUUGUUUCUUCUUUGUUUUCACACAAACACUUAGACAUAAAGUGUUUGGGCUUCAUUAGUUAGUGAGGAAAGACAGGAUGUUGAGGGAGGAAUUGUCAAACCAAUAUUGCCUGCUUAGGAAUAUCAUGCAAACAUCUCGCUCGCUCUUUCUGUCUCUCGCUCUCUCAAGCUUUUUCAAAUGGUACAAACAACAUCAGCGAUCUUCUUGAGUUGAAGCAACUCAAGGCCUGUCCAUGCUGACUACCACACUUCCUUAAUGUCUGUUGUGCAUUGUACAUACACACUGUGCAGCUGACCUACAAUAUCUGCCACAGACGCCAUGCUUGAAAAUGGCUUCCUAUCCUACCCACAUUAACAUACUGUCAGCAUAGACACUCUAAUUCUCGUAAGCAGCAGAGCCCAGCUUGAUGGUGAAAUGCAUGUGUUAUCAUCUGAUGCUUUGUUAUCUGGUGUUCAAUGUAUAUGUUGUUUUAAGGGGCCAGCAGAGUGCAUGUGCAGGGCACAUAACAUGAAUAUUCAAAACGUGUGCAUUAUGAGUUAAGUUUCCUUCUCUUUAAAAGAUAAUGUAUCCUUCUUAGGUUUGACACAAUUUACAAAGUGGAAGUUGUGUCCGUUAUUAGAUGUAUUCUUUAAGUUCAUCAUUUUUCUUAAUCCUUCUGUGAUCUUAUGUGUUAUAGAAUGAUUAUGUCAUGUUUCUGAUUGAGAGCCCCAGUGGGGUUUAGUGUCACUGUUGGAAAGUACUGUAAUAUACACACACAGGCAACAGAGGGCAACAUUGUCAUAUGAGUGAAUAUGAGACAGUGCUGAUAGUGAUAGAGGCUGUUCACUAUUAGCUUCAUCUAGGUUAUAGAACCUGUAUCCAAGAUUCUAAUGUAGAACCUGCGUUUUGUAGAUUCUAGAAUUUGUAUUUUCUUGAUUCUAGAAUCUGUGUCCAUGACAGAAUUACAUACCUUCUGGAUUGUAGAGCCUGUAUCCAAAAUUAUAUUCUAAAACCUGUAUUCUUGAGGCGGAACCCUGGAUCUAGAACCUGGGUUCUCUCUGCUGUCUUACUGAACCUGUGCCAGCGUUCUGCCCCAGUACGGAUAAGAGGUUGUGAAUACUUCUUCAUGGGAAGGAAUGCUUUUUCUAUUUAUUUUUAGAUGCACACAAAGUAAAUUGUAUAUACUAUAUUUAUUCUAUAAAUAAGGUGUUUAUUUUUCAUUUAAUUUUGUCUCGGUUCUGUCGCUGUUUUUGUAAUUGUUUCUCAUUUUAUUUUUUUGUUCAUCCUUUUUUGGGUUGUAUCCAGCCAGUAGAGCUUCAGCGCUGCCGCGGUAGAUUAGCGCCUAGGCUAACAAACAACAGUGUGGGUGCCUAAUAUCUGAUGAACCUCACACACCUUACAUCCCCUGCCCUCGGGCAGGGACCCAAACAUAGAAGGCCUUAACCUAUCAGGAACCAAGCUCAACACAUCGUAAGAAUCUCUCUAAUUAGCUUUUAUUAAUAACUGACAUACCUUGAUUUGAUGUUGUAAUGUAAUGAAUGAAUAAAUAGUCUAUGAGAGAGGCUGCAUGGUUGCAAUGGCUGCAGUGUUUGGGAAUCACUAAGGCCAGAACCUUCAAUUGAGAACAUAAAUGAAUAGAUGGAUAUUGUAAACAGAAGGCUCUGACUAGAACAGACUAGUGGUCAGACAACACAGGGGUAUAACGGAUGGAAAAUUUCUCAAUAACCACAUUCCUCAAACCUCACCUCCCAGACACACACACACACACACACAACUAGCACAAAAUGUCCAUACAUAUAUAUUGGUUACACACACAAACACACACGCAUACACUUUAUUUGGAACUGUGUGCUCCCCCUGCUGUCCCCCUCUGUAACCCUGUAACUGUAGUGGGGUUCACAAUCUGCAGGACUUUAUAAAUUGCUGGAAAUAAAGGACUAUAUUAUUUUGUACCACU